Molecule: messenger RNA, 3272 nt
Organism: Corythoichthys intestinalis (scribbled pipefish)
Lineage: Eukaryota; Metazoa; Chordata; Actinopteri; Syngnathiformes; Syngnathidae
Gene: gen1
Product: flap endonuclease GEN homolog 1
Exons: 13
Coding region: 316-2844 (842 amino acids)
Molecular function (GO): four-way junction DNA binding; 5'-flap endonuclease activity
Source: RefSeq, a predicted model, not a curated record
CAUGGCGGCGUUCGAUUUCGUUCAUUUGCGUCUUGUUCUCAAAUUUACAACUAAAUAAUAAUUUUAUUGUCAAAGAAUAAUGUUUGUAUUCAUUUUUUAGGUAAAAACUAGGAAUAAAUAGUUUUUAAAAUUUGUUUUUAAAACACUUGAAAGUUUAGGUGUUAAACAGAAAAGCGUGCUGGUAAGACUGUGAGCGAAAUUGAUCGCGGCCCAAAAGGCGCCUAUAUUUUGAAAAACUCAUUUGUUCUAUUAUGCGUCGAGUCGCUGUCAUUUUUCCAUUCUUUUACCGCACAUGAAAAAAAUAAUACUGUAACAAUGGGUGUACACGACUUGUGGUCCAUCGUCGAACCUGUUCGCGAGUCGGUACCGCUGUACAGUUUGAGUGGAAAGACGCUGGCGGUCGACCUCAGUUUGUGGGUGUGCGAGGCCCAGCAUGUCCAAGCAAUGAUGGGCAGAGUCACGAAGCCCCAUUUGAGGAAUCUAUUUUUCCGGGUGUCAUCACUCGUGCUUAUGGGGGUGAAGCUGGUGUUCGUCAUGGAAGGAGAGGCUCCAAAACUGAAAGCGGAGACCAUGAGCCAGAGGGUUGCUAACCGAUUUGGAGGUCCCCCCAAAGUCUAUAAAUCCUCCACUAACAUCAGCAGAGGGCGCUUUAAUGCAGUGCUCCGAGAGUGUGCAGAGAUGCUGGACUACCUUGGAGUUCCGUGGGUGGUCGCAGCAGGAGAGGCUGAGGCGAUGUGUGCAUACUUAGACUCAAACCAUCUUGUGGAUGGUUGCAUCACCAACGAUGGAGAUGUGUUCUUGUACGGUGCACGGACUGUCUACAGAAACUUUAAUAUGAACUCCAAAGACCCUCAAGUGGACUGCUACAAGACCUCACGUGUCCAAACUGAGCUGCGUCUCUCCAGAGAGAAUCUUGUCGGUCUGGCAAUCCUCCUCGGAUGUGAUUACAUUCCCAAAGGAAUCCCAGGUGUCGGGAAAGAACAAGCUCUCAAGCUGAUAAAGACCAUCAAAGGACAGACUCUCCUGCAGAGGUUCAUGCGGUGGAAGGACGAGGCGGUGUGCGUGUCUCAGGGAGUCGUGAAGAAGCUUCCUCACUGCCACAUAUGUCGACAUCCAGGCUCAGCCAAAGCACAUGAACGCACUGGCUGUGUGCUUUGCAACAGCCAACGAUUCUGUCAACCUCAGGAUUUUGACUACCAAUGUCCAUGUGACUGGCAUUGCUCAGAACGGACCCGCCAGGCUCAGUCCAUCGAGGCAAAUAUUAAAAAGAAAACUUUAGCGAGCCAGCAGUUCCCAUUUACAGAGAUUAUCAAUGAGUUUUUGCUAACCAAGGAUAAACCUGUCACAAACUUUAAGAGGAGACAGCCAAACAUGCUAUUAAUGCAGAAAUUUGCUUAUGACAAAAUGGAAUGGCCAAAGCAUUACACCAGUGAAAAGGUUUUAGUUCUGAUGACCUAUACAGAGCUGAUGAACAGAAAGUAUGGCAAAAUGAUGUCGUCGCAAAUAAAGCCCAUCCGAAUAUUGAAACAACGCGUAAGGAAUUCAGUUUCUUGCUUCGAAGUCAUCUGGAGCACACCAGAUCAUUACGUAUUUCCAGAGGACCGUUCCGCCAAAGAUCAGGACGAGGUGAGGUCAGUGGAAGAGGAGAACCUCUUCCGUGUGGCCUUCCCAGAGGUGGUGGAGACUUACUUUAAGGACAAAGCAUUAGCUGAAGAGAACAAGACAAAAAAAAGGAAACCAAAGAAUAAAAAGGAGAAGCCGCUUGAUAAAUCCGAGGGUGUUUCGGACUUCCUAGCACAGAUGACCCUUCAGAGCUCUCUUCAAAAGCCGACAACCGAAACAGCACCUGAAAUCCUUCCAAACUUCCAGGAAGUGGUUUUAUCGGACACACCGAUGACCUAUAAAAAGCAUCAUCCACUCAAGGAAAAUUGUCUUGGGAGGUCUCAUUCUCAGGGAGAUUCCUCACCGUCUGUAUCUGCAGCUAUCAAAGCCCUCCACCUUAGUGACAUCGAUUGGGACGCCUCAUCGUUCACGACCACGCCGCCACCGCAACGCACUUCAAACCCUGCGGGUGGCGACGUCAAGAACAUGGUGGAAGUUGAAAUGAAAAUCUCGGAACUUGAACACACUGGCAAUGCUGGCACAGAACAAAGUUUCACUGAAUUUCCUCUUCGGGAAAGGCUGCUUAUGAGGAACACAACCACAGCAAUGACAACUUGCAAUGAGGAUAUCCCCAAACAACUGAGCAACCUUGUACCAACUUUAAAACCCAAAUCACACACUCAAAAAGACAGCGAUGGUAUCAUGAUAUCAGAGAAGCUGUCUUCAAACAAAAAGAUGGCAAGUGAAGCAUAUGGUAAUACAGCAGUACGAAGUCAGACGCAGAUUGAUGAAAGGCCGCCUCACAAGUACAAAUUUGUCAGAGGAGCAGCCACAAAUGUGCUGAGGUGCCACUCUGAGCCAUGUAAGGCAGACAAAGACACAAAGGCGACCGUCAAGAAGAGUGUAUGCAUGACUGUGUGUUCAUCCAGUGAGGACAGUGAUGAGGAGAAGCAGCAGAUCAGGUCUCACAGAACCACUAAAAGCAAGCACGCACACAAACCAGUUUCUGGAUUACUAAAAACCACAACUCAAAGUGUCCAGUCCUUGAUGCCCAAACGUGUGCAGAGUACAGAAAAUGUUAUAAACCUUAAAAGCAAAAGCCAGGUAGAAGCAGACGUCGAUGAUGUGUUUCCUCCCGCCCCGCCGUCCCCCAUUGUUGUUUUAGAUAGCGACGAUUCAGUCAUUGGCGGGGAUAGUCCUUUGCCGCUUGGGGAGAGACUGAGGCUCAAGUUCCUAAAAUGAAAAGCAGGAUGAAAAAAGCAAGAGAAAGUCAUCAUGACUAAAGGUAGUAUAUUUGUGAAUUUCAUACGUUUAGGCUCAUUGUUUUAGCACGCCAAUACUAACAGUGUAUUAGUAGUUAUUAUACCUGCCACACAAUACAGUAGUGAGAAUUGAGAUUAAAAUCUAGAUUUACAAUAAUUUGGUACAAUUUCUAAAAUAUUUGUCUUUUAAACACUCCCAAGAGCACUGCGCUUUUGCUUUUACAGCCCUCUGCUGUUGGUCCCCUUGAUCAUGAGUGAGGCCUUGCACACCUUUUCAGACAUGAAAGGUCUGGCUUGCGCUUAGUGACAGCUGCAUCCUCUUGCCCAAAUAACUCCUCACUGGCUUGUUUCCCCCCAAACGCUUAUAUUUAUAUGUUGUAUGGCGUAAUAAAAGCUUAAAACACCCAA